Molecule: messenger RNA, 1479 nt
Organism: Amoebophrya sp. A120
Lineage: Eukaryota; Dinophyceae; Syndiniales; Amoebophryaceae
Source: the annotation of a GenBank genome assembly
AUCGAACUCACCGUUUUAUUUUAAUUCUUCCAGGGAGCAUGCUGGCCUUGGCCAUAUCGACAUGAGAACUUGUUGGUAGAGAACGAGCCGAGCACAGAUAUCUCCAUAGCCUCUAAGUUGGUAUAGAUAUGCAGCAUCAGUGGUGACGCGAACCAAUACUAUAGAAAUCGAACCAAUUAUGGCGAUUGACAGGGAAGUGCAGCCGCAGCCCUGCGUUGUUGCCCUCGAUGGGCUCUCCGAUAACGCUGAAGCGAGAAAGGGGGAAGCGCAGCAGAAACGUUUUGAAGUAGAUGAAGUUGUUGAAAACGAUACCAAUUCAGAUGCCAGUAGCGACGCUCCCUUCGACUUGUUCGCAGAAGAUGUCGACGCGGCGGCAAAUGAGGCUGACUCCUACACACACACAGAAAUAAUCAGUGCGGACGGACCGCAGUUAGGUGUUGCGAGUCUGGGGAUGAUUGACGACGUUCGGCAUGCAAAGGAAAUAAACCAAAACAGUAGCGGCCCGCUCUCUGGAAGUAGAUCAUCUUCACCAAGAUGCAGUACAGCACGAGACAACCUCGCUACUGAUGACAAUCGCCGCGACGCGCUAUCGUUGUCGCUCCGCAUUAACCCGUCCCGUUCUUACGUGUGGCCGUCCGCGCGGCUCCUCGCGGAGUUUCUGCUUCAAAACCCAGCUGUGUGCGCGGGCCAGCGGGUUGUCGAGCUCGGGUGCGGACUAGGGCUCCCCUCUUUCGCGGCCGCCGCCUGCGGGGCCGCGUACGUCCUCGCGACCGACUUUUGCGAGAGGUACCUGCGGACGUUGGAGGCCGUGCGAAGUGUGAAUGGGAAGUUUUCUGCGCGGCAGCUCGACACCCAACGGGUGGAUUGGUUCGACGCACUGAACCGGGAAAGGAAGCUUGCAGAACAGCAUUAUGAUGAGGAUCAGGCCGAGGAUGAACAGGGGUUCGAGUGGAAGAGGCAAAGCGAUGAAAAUAAUAGUAGUACGUCGACCUCCACUCCCUGCAAGGUCACCGAGAUGAGACGCCUACACGAAACUUUUUCUGCCUUCGACGUUUGUCUGUGCGCCGACGUGAACUACAACCCAAACACGGUGGAAGCGCUUCGCGCCACCGUCCGGGCCUCCGGAGCCGAGGUGGUGGUUUUGAUUUCGCGGGAACGACGGGCCGGGUUCGACGACUUCGCGGAGUGUCUGCGCGAGGAUUUCGAAAUGUGCUUGCUGGAUCGCUGUCCGGUCGUUUCCACACAGCACCAAAUCGGCACCACCGAGGACGAACGUCACAGCCUCUUUCUAUUUGCAGGCAGGCGAGUAAAGAGUGUCAAAAACAAAAUUUAGGACGCUUGGAGUAUUGAUCAAACAUGCAGCGACAUUGAGUUUUUACCUCAUAGUAAGUAAGUACUUAAAGUACUUACUUACUCUCUUGCUUACUUACUUACGCGAUAUAUCUGGACGAAGUUAUAAAAAAAAACCAAAACAAGAAG